GGCUCCACCCUGCUGCCUGCAAAUUUCAGGUGCUUUUGUUUUGCUGCAGGCAAUGCACUGGAAGCUGGUGAGCUCGCAGCAGGGUCGGUUUGCUGCUGAAGUGACAGCAGUGCACCACUGGUGAGAUCCAACAGACUUCUUGGCUGUGGGAUCAACACAGAGCAGCUCCAGCACAGACCGGGGGAGUUAAAUCAGGUUUGAUCCGCUCUGGAGGUGAAAGAGGCAUCUCUGUGAGUGGAUCAUGGUACUGUGAGGGAGAGCUGCCCCUGUCCCCAGCAGCAGAGCGCCAAGAUGAAAGCCUCCCACAGUGGCAGGCUUCCCCUCUCUACCGUCCUGCUCUGGAUCCUCCUGCUGCACCCAGACACCAGCGGGGCCUGGAAGCAACAUGCCCCUCGCCUUCGCAUCUCCUACAAAGAUCUGCUGAAAUCUAACAGCUCUCGCCUGUUGCUGGCGUCAGGGGAUGGGCUGGAUUUCCAGGCACUUUUGCUGGAUGAAGACAGGGCCUGGCUAAUGGUGGGAGCAAAAAAUCACAUCUUCCUGCUCCAUCUAGACCAUCCCAGCAGAAAGCCUGAGAAGAUUUUCUGGCCACCCUCCAGGGAGCAGGUUGAACAUUGCCAGCUGGCGGGGAAGAACGCAGAGACAGAAUGUGCCAACUUCAUCCGCCUCCUGCAGCCUUUCAACAGGAGCCAUGUAUUUGCCUGUGGGACUGGCUGCUGCCAGCCUGUCUGUGCCUUCAUCCAGCUGGGAGGCACGGCAAAGGAUCCUGGGGCUCCCCCGAUGCAGCUGGUGACCCACUCUUUGGAAUCGGGGCGAGGACGGUGCCCAUACAGCCCCCACGAACCUUUCACAGGGCUCCUCAUCGAUGGAGAGCUCUAUUCAGGCACCUCCAGUGACUUCAUGGGCAGCAGUGCUGCUUUCUUUCGGACCUGGGUUCACGGGGCUGAGCAGAGCUACAUCCGGACGGAGCAGAACCAGGAUCACUGGCUACAUGAGCCCGCGUUCAUUGGUGCUUAUGCCAUCCCUGAUACCUACAACCCACAUGACGACAAGGUCUACAUCUUCUUCCGCGAGACUGCCCUGGAAACUGGGCAGUGGGAGAGAAGGCACAUCCAUGCCAGGGUGGCCCGGGUCUGCAAGAACGACGUUGGAGGGAAACGCAGCCUCAUCAAUCGCUGGAGCACAUUCCUCAAGGCCCGACUGGUGUGCUCCAUCCGUGGGCCCCAAGGCACCGAGACACACUUCGAUCAGCUCGAGGAUGUUUUCCUCCUCCGCACCCGGGACUCCCAGAACCCUCUUGUCUUCGGCCUCUUCACAGUUGCCAGUGGUGUCUUCAGUGGCUCUGCAGUGUGCGUCUACUCCAUGGCUGCCGUGAGAGCUGCCUUCAGUGGCCCCUUUGCACACAAGGAGGGAUUCGACUAUCGCUGGGUAGAAUACAAGGGUCGUGUCCCAUACCCCCGUCCUGGCACGUGCCCCAGCGAGACAUAUGACCCGCUCCUGCAGUCCACCAAGGAUUUUCCGGAUGAGGUGAUCAGCUUCAUGCGCACCCACCAGCUGAUGUGGGAGCCCGUGUACCCGCAGGACCGCCAGCCCGUCCUCAUGAGAGUCAAUGUACCUUACCGGCUCCAGCGGCUUCUGGUGCACAGGGUGGAGAUGGAGAGCAGGCACUAUGACGUGCUCUUCCUUGGCACAGAUGAAGGCAAAGUCCUGAAGGUGGGGCUGGCCGGUGGGGCAAGCCAGGGCACUGAGGAGAUGAGCCUGGAGGAGAUCAGCGUCUCUAAGGUGCCUUCUCCCAUCCUGGACAUGCAGCUUUCACCAAAGCGGCAGGAACUGUUUGUGAGCAGCACCCAUGGGCUGCUCCAGCUCUCCCUGUACCGCUGCGAGCUCUACGGCAAAGCCUGCACUGACUGCUGCCUGGCUAGGGACCCCUACUGCACCUGGGACAGCAAGACCUGUGCCCCAAACUUGUUCACGGAGAAGAGGCAGGCCCGGUGCCAAGACGUGUUGAAGUCUGAUCUGCUCAGCCAGUGCCAGGACACCACAGAGGGAACCUCUGCAGGAGAGAAGCUGGUUUUUGGGGUGGAGAAGAACUCAACCUUCCUCGAGUGCCUGGCUCGCUCACCCCAGACAACCAUCCGGUGGCUGGUGCAGCACAGCAAGGAGCCAGGCCUGAAUGAGGUCAGGAACAAUGGCCACUUCUUGAUGCUGGAGCAAGGGCUGCUGAUCCGCCAGCUGGCGAGGGAGGAUGCUGGCACCUAUGAGUGCCAGGCCGUGGAGCGCUCCUUCUCACGGUCCCUCACCCGCUACAGCCUUCGUGUCAUCAAGCACGAGGCAAUGGAGAUGCCACCCUACAAACAGGGCAAGGAGGUUGAGUUAGGAGGAAACUACCAGGCCCCCCAGCCCCGAAUAGACCUGCAGAUGGGCUACAAGGGGGUCCCACGGGCCCUUGGGGCACCAGGCACCAGCCUCGCUGUCUACUGCAAUGCCCUGCGGCACCAGGAAAGGCAGCGGCAGAAAGCCUGGCACCAGAAAUGGCAGCACCACUCCCCGGAAAGUAAGAAGGGCCGAGUGCGGCGGCACCCUCACCCACUGUAGCCAUGCAGAGCAGGCCGGGGGCUGCCUUGGCUCUGGGGUUUGCACAAGGCACAGGCGCCAGCUCCCUUCACCAAUUCUCCAGUGCCCUUCUUUGCACAUGGGCACCAGCUCCAAGACACCUCUCAGCUUCAUGUGCAGAAAAUGCCUUGCAUUUACUACCUCAAACCGUGCCAGUCCCCUCUGCCUCUCUGUGUGCCCCCACAGAGCACAACAGGGCAAGGGCAGACAGUCUGGACCAGCUCACCAAGACUCAAAGCUAUUUACACCCUGCAAAGUAUUUAUUCUCCUAGUUUUUUCCUUGUCCCUUAAUGACAAUUGUUAUUGGCAGCAAUAGCAAACAGACACGCGAGAAUGGAAACAGCCAGUUUUCAUGCAUGGCUCCCCAACACCAGGCAGCAUCCGGACUCCACCAUGGACAUAAGUGGACCCAGACGCCCCAAGGCAGCUGGGCACAGCCCCCUUGGCCUGCCCACACUGGCACCUCGCACCAGAGCUGGUGCUCAGAAGCUGCUUGCUGAGCGGGGCUCUGGCAGCAGGAGAUCUGGGUUUGCCUGUGUUGCACUUGCCCAACGCAACCAUGUUCCACUUUAAACCACACAUUUUUUUUUAUAAUUUUGAAGUUCAUUUUACCGAAAGAAACAACAGGCAGUUAUACCAACUUACAAUUUAUUAUUUUUUAAAAAAAUGACAUGAAACACAAGUAAAAAUAAAUACAUCAUAUAAACAACAAUUGUUCAAAGUCUCUGUUCUGGGAGAUCAGGCGAGCACAUCCCGCUUGACAGAGAGAAGAGGGAAGCACAUGAUCAUGCGUGGGGCCAACUGACCAACCCACCCUGCUAGAGAUACUGCUCUUUCCAAUCACAAAAAGACAGACCACAAACUAAGGCGGUAGUAAAAAAGACAAAAAAUAACCCCCAAAAUCCAAAAUGAGACUCAUCAGUGGAUUCAUUCAGGCUCCCCUGUACAUGUGGAUCUGCCGAUGAGACUCCAGAUCCGAGCUGGGUGCUACCAACGUGGGCGCCACAAAACUGGGCCACCGUGGGCAGUGCGUAGUGGUGGUGGUUUGGGAGGCAGCAGAGGUUGCUCUCCCUCAUUCAUGCUGCGUCUUCCCUUUGAAUGGAGCGCUCUGUUUAAGUUGCAAGGAGCCCUCAUCCCCAAUGUAAUCUAGCUGGACUACAUUCCCCUUUUAAUCUUUGACCCCCCCACCCCCACCCCCUGCCCUUCCAAGACUGGAUUAACAAACUUCAUCCUAGAAUAGAGAGAAACAGCAGUUGUGACGAUACUUGCUGUACUUGCCCCUUUUGGCCUGGAAACCAUCCAUAAACCAACAGCAAUUUUCUUGCAUUUAGCCAUUAGCUGACAUCAUGAAGCCAAAUAUAGGCAAUUUUUGUGAAGCACCUGUGGAAAUCCCAUCCUUUGCUUACUGGAAGUAUUUCUUUGAGUAUCUGCAGCCACUCCGUCAAUCUCCUAGGUGCUCCUAGGAGCAAACAUGCAGCAGAUCCUGCCCCAGCACUCACUGCAUGCAGGCCAGGCUAGGCUUCACUGCCCCUAUGCCACUGUCUCCCUGAGACACCUGCCACACUGAGCCCAAGAGACUGCUGCCUGGAGAACUACACCAGUUCACGAGUGAGUGGCUGACAACCCAACUGAGCGUGAGGAACUGCCGGGAUGUUCUUGGGCAUGUCACAGUCACAGGUCACUCCCCACCCACCCCACAGUGUCUUGCAGUGGUACAUAUGCAGCUUUGCCCAACUGUUCCUGCUGCAGCCGGAGAGGGAGCAGAAACCUCCGCUUAAGGAAAGAGCUCAGAGGCAGGUGCUCGCUCAAGGGGACAGCUUGCCGCACCUCAGGAGCACACGACUGCCUCAGCGUCUGGGCUGCGCUCAGGAAUCUUCCUUAGUGUCCAAAUACCUCAACGGAGGGUCCUGCACUGCUGUCCUCAGUGUCACCUGCAGCCCAGCCACGAACUGCCAGCUGCUUCCAUCAGUUCAUUGAAGAUAAAUUCAGCAGCAAAAUAAAAAAUUCAACCCAUGCAGGGAAAGCCCCUGUUCCAGGCUCAGAAAACCAAGACAGGACCCUCUAAAGCACAACUACAUGCUAAAGAGGAGAUAAGUCUGGAGCAGAGGGAUGAGGGAAGAGGGAACCCCACGGGAUAGGAGGAGUUUUAGGGCUCAGAGAGACCUAAAACUCCCAUUCAGAAAGAGCCCAGAUAACCUGCACACCCUUGUGGCUUCAAUGGUGCAGAGGAAAUCCUUUCCCACUUCCCUACAGAGGCAUGUGAAAGCUGGUGCCCACAGCCACAUGCCUCCCUUGGCCAGCUCGGAGCAGCUUUGGAAGCUGCCAGUCACUGGAGGAGCCCUAUGGUUGGGACUCUGGGUGUUAUGGCAAUCUGCUGCCCCAGGUGAUGUGACCAUCUCUCACUCAAGGCUCUGACAGAGGGACAGGGCACCCUGCACCCAUGAAAGGGGGUUUCUCAAGGGCUAGGCAGGAAGCCAGGAAGGUAUGUGGGGUGGAGAAGUGCCACACUGCCCAGCCAUGCUCCAAAAGGGUGACUGGGGCUCAACUCAGGCACUCCUGCCGCUCCUGCCAGCCCCAGCAGUGCAGGGACGUGGUGCACGCUACGGCUGCCCGGAUGUUUGUCAGCAAUAGAGGAAGCCCCUUGCAGUGGGUCACUUCCAGGGGCGGCCACACAAUGGGACAGUUGUGAGGGGUUUCCUAGCUGCUGGGGCCACAGAGGAGCCUGGAGAGCCAUCACAUCUCACCCUUGUGCAGGAAGGUUAGCAGUCAGCCCACAAGAAACAAAGCUGUCACCUAGCAGCACGAAGCACGUUUCCUACAGUAGCCGAGCACCAGUCACCUCUAGCUCCUAUGGUUACCGGGCUCGGGCUAAGCCAGGGGCCCACCAGGAGCACGCCACCCAGCAGAAGGGAAUGCACGAGGGCCUGCUCGGUGCAGUGCUGGACACAGGGGCCUCUGCAAGUCUCUCUCUCGUGCUUUCCUGGAGAGGCAACGAGCAGAGAAAACAGCGUGCAGUCACAGGCACCGCAUCCAGAGCCACAGUGCCCUACUGCCCCGAGCCAAAUCUUCAUGCCUCCUCUCAGCACAGAGCCACAGAAAAGCUCCGUUCAAAGAGGAAUCAGGAGGGUCACUCGGAUGAGCCCAGCUACCUUGCCCACCACCACCACGGACCCAGGCUGCGGCAGGGCUCCGGUUACAGUCUGCUCAAGCUCUGAGGCAACACUGGCCUCCCACAGGUCUCACUUACACUCCUGCAGGUCUCAAAACUUGCUACCCUCGACAAGGAAAUCCCUUGCCUAGGUCCAUUCCCCAAAUCCACCGGAAAUCUGACAGCCUCACAGGGAUGCAACGGACAUCUGGGCAAGCUUGUAAUACAAUCAGUGUCACAGGAUUGUGCAUGAGGUGGACACACAGAGCACAGGAGGGCAUGACUCACAGACGCAGCACUGUCAAGUCUUUGGAGAAACUUGCAUGAACACCAUCAGUUAAUUUGCUUUGUUAUUUGUGGGGGGGUUUGAUUUUUAUUUCCAUGGUGCAUCCAAAGACAAGUUGUCCAGCAGUUUGCUCAGAACCCCUCGGUUUUCAACUCCUAGGAUAUGUUAAAGAAGAAAGCACUAUUUUAAUGUUUGUUUUUUUAAAAAAAUAAUUAAAAUAAUUUGCAUAGCUAAACUGUUGAUCUAAGGCUUCUAUGAAGGGUGUGGUUAUGUUUGACAGACAACGUCCAUUAAACAGAGAAAGACACUAGGAAAGCCCCAUAACAUUUUUAUUAUGCUUUUGUACUAUGCGUGCACACACACCUCUUGCUCUCUUUCUCUCUCUCAAGAAGGAAGGUCCCCAUCUUCCAGAGCCCCUUCGAUGCAGUAUGUCAGGACAUCCUGUCCUCUCUUCCUAAACCUAGUUGGUCCCAGCAAGCACUACCGACUGCGGCUUCCACAGCUCAGGAAGUCUCUUUACAAGCUACUGCUGUGCCAAGAUCCUGGCCAUGCUCCAAGAAUAUCCCUCACAGGUGCCUGCUGACACCAGAUGUGACACAGAGGUUCCCGGGUUUCUAGUCUCCAUCCCUAACGCACACACACAUAUGCGCGUGCACAUA
Struthio camelus australis is the source of this 6703-nucleotide messenger RNA. The record is from RefSeq and is a predicted model, not a curated record. Lineage: Eukaryota; Metazoa; Chordata; Aves; Struthioniformes; Struthionidae.